Messenger RNA from Mesocestoides corti, 2043 nucleotides. The record is from the annotation of a GenBank genome assembly. NCBI's taxonomy places the organism in Eukaryota, Metazoa, Platyhelminthes, Cestoda, Cyclophyllidea, Mesocestoididae.
AUGGUCCGUCGCAGAAGGUCUAGGCGAGUGAAGCCCAUUAAGGUGUCUGAAGAAACACCGAGAGGUGACGCAAAUGAACCACAAGAAAGUGCUGUUUCGACUAAUCCCGUAGAUAAAGCCCGAGUUGCCACGUCUCAGUCUCAAACUCGAGAAAGUGAAUCGGUAUCGGGAGGUGGAGUGCCACAUGUCCCACGUCGUAGACCCGAAACGUCAUUUGAACUCUUGUGUGAGGACGAUGACGAGAAUUAUGUGGGGUCUAGUCAAGCUGAUCUACCCACACCAAGCCAGUCUUAUCAAAUUCAACCUGGAGAAAUGCCUCGGCCUUCUUAUGAAUGCACUCGUCGACCCUCAGCUUCGCCGACACAUAGCACUGCCAAAUCUCCUACGAUGUCGCAGAACCUUAAUGCAGCCAUGUCAUCUGAGGCUUCAGGAACGCUUGCAGAAAUCGUCACGCAUUCACGCUCCAUGCCAAAUACACCUGCUGUUUGUGCAAAAAGACCCCGAUCAGAAGGAAUUCUCCAGUUGUCUUUGACUGGUCCAGAAACUGAGAUCUCUACGCCUUUUAAAGUGGAGCCUCAACAAGUGACUCAUGUCAUUCAUGGCACCGCUCCUCAACCAACAAGAAACUUGCGAGCUCAAUGGUCACAAAUCCAACAUGCGGAAAUGAUUCAUCAAGUGCCUACGACUGACACUCAACCGAUGUCCAUCUCACGGCCAACACAGGGAUAUCAUUCGACGAUGGGCCCCGAAGAAGUGCCGCACGCAUCACAAGGCCCCGCUCCCCAAACGCAAACUCCUUCUCGCCGUUUGUCACAGAACCCCUAUACCCAAACCCGUGACCAAAAUUCUCUGACUCGUAUUCAACCGAUGUCCACCUCACGGCCAACACCACGACGUUAUUCAGCGGUGAGGACUCGAGAAACGGCGCGUCCAGUACGUGACCACGCUCCUCGAACGUUUUCCCACAGGCAAACCCCACCUCGCCGUUUGUCACAGAACCUCUAUACCCAAACCCGUGACCAAAAUUCUCUGACUCGUAUUCAACCGAUGUCCACCUCACGGCCAACACCACGACGUUAUUCAGCGGUGAGGACUCGAGAAACGGCGCGUCCAGUACGUGGCCCCGCUCCUCAUUACAUGGACGAUAAUGAUACCUAUGUGAGGUCUAGUAAAUCUCUACUACCCACACCAAGCCAGUCUUCUCAAAGCCAACCACGAGAAAUGCCACGGCCUUCUUAUGACUGCACUCGUCGACCCUCAGCUUCUCCGACACAUACCACUGCCAAUUCUCCUGCAAUGUCACAGAACCUUAAUAGAUCCAUGUCAUCCGAGGCUUCCGGAACGCUGCCUUCAUUUCAUGACACCACUCAUCAAACGUUGGCUCACUCGCGAUCUCCAUCUCAGCAACUUCCACCUCCAACUGUGUGCCCUCAGUUCAGUAAUGCUCCUUCCCAACCGUCAACAUCAUUUCCACCUACCCCUCUCGAUUCUGCUACGUCAAGGUCACCUACGUCCACCCAAUCGCCUUUGAAAUGCCCAAGUAGUACAUCCGCCUUGCCACCUACACCUACACAUUCUUCGCAGCUACGUCUAGCUGAAAGGAAUCCCAGCUUUCGUUUGACCAGUCCUCAACCACCUGCUUCCUUGCCGUCUACGUCUGGACCUCGCUCGAUUGUUGUGCAUCCAAAACUCUCCCCCCCAGAUUUCGACGCCUCUUCUCCGUCUACACUGUCUCAGCCGACAACUUCUGAACAAUGCUCUGAGAGCCACUCUACUGAAAUGCAGCCUCAGCCUUCUGCGACUUCAUCUCAAACUCCAACAAACCCGCAACUCCUCUCCAUGGAGACUUCCAUGCAAACUAUGCCAACCCCACAGAUAUUGCAUACCACUGACGAGCACUUCGACAUGCUCACCGAUCCAGACCUAGCUUAUUCCAGUGAAUCAUUACCCUCUACGUCGCAAAGUGAUCAAAAAUCACAGAAUGCUGAAAUGCAAUGGGAACAGCAUGGGUUGAACUUUUCCGAAAUGUGCAUGCGCAAAUGG